AUGUGGCAGUAUCCAGCGGCUCCAGGUACGAUCGACACUCACGGAAACCUGAUGGUCCCGCUCGGAUGGCUCUCAGCGGAAUGGCAACUUUACGAGCUGAAUGGACAACUGUACGAGCCGGCGAUCGGAGUUUUGAACCGAAUGGAUCGUCCGGUGGAAGCGGUGAGCCGUAUUGGGACCGCCCACGGAAUCAUGGAGUCUAUCGGCGCACCCAACGAACCUGAAGUUGUUCCAAAUGCUCACAAAGUUCCACCAACCAAUGGGUCUACCAAUAGACCGGUCCCUGGAAGUUCAUCGAAACUGGGCAUGAAUGCUCGGAUCCAGAAGAUCAAGGCCUUCAUACGCGAGCAUCGUUUGACGUGCAGAGAAGUCAGCAGAAUGGCAGGUGAGUUGAGAGUCACUACAGUAAUCCUAACGGAUCUCCUCUAAUACUAUUGUAGGCAUUCCGAUGCCUUCCGUGUCCAACUUCAUCGGUGCAACUGUCGCCACAAACGUCUCGACAAUUGAGAGUCUCUGGAAUUGGUACUCAUUCUGCGUGGACAAUCCGACGUCGCUCCGGUCCGUGCCAAACAAUAUCAAAAGAAGUGUGAAAGUGGACGAGGAAAGGACAAUAACAAAGGAGAGACUGAUGGAGGUCGGUCCCGUUGGAUCACCUCUCCACUCAUUUCUUUGCAGAUCCUGGAAGCCCAUGCCCCCACUUCGGCCCGAGGAGACUGUUCAGAGGCAAACGGAUAA
Messenger RNA from Caenorhabditis sp. 36 PRJEB53466, 735 nucleotides. NCBI's taxonomy places the organism in Eukaryota, Metazoa, Nematoda, Chromadorea, Rhabditida, Rhabditidae. The record is from the annotation of a GenBank genome assembly.